CGCUCAAGAUGAAUUCAAGUGUCUUAUUUGCCAUUGAAAUUUGCACCUUCUGCAUGUGCCUGGGCUUGGUUGAGGGGGCACCAACCUACACCACGACCCCUGUGGGCAUCACAAGUCCAGAUGAUACGGUUGCCCCGACGUCAAAGAAAUAUAUAUGUGAUUUCGACAAAUGGGAGCAGUUCAAGAUUGAUUUCCAUAAGACCUUUGCCAACGACGAUGAUGAAUUCAAACAUUUGUUAAUAUUCUGUGAUAAUCUGCAUCAAAUUCAACACCACAAUGAAUUAUUUAGACAAAAGAAAGUUGGCUUUAAAAUGGGCCUAAAUCAAUUUAGUGACAUGACAAAUUUAGAAUUUCAAAGAAAAAUUCUUGGUGCUCAAAUCUAAUAGAAAUAAAAUAUAUAUAGAAAAUAAAA
Molecule: messenger RNA, 412 nt
Organism: Drosophila willistoni
Lineage: Eukaryota; Metazoa; Arthropoda; Insecta; Diptera; Drosophilidae
Product: cathepsin L
Exons: 2
Coding region: 9-383 (124 amino acids)
Source: RefSeq, a predicted model, not a curated record